Labrus bergylta (ballan wrasse) is the source of this 1337-nucleotide messenger RNA. RefSeq lists its product as uncharacterized. Gene Ontology annotation, biological process: positive regulation of proton-transporting ATP synthase activity, rotational mechanism; regulation of mitochondrial ATP synthesis coupled proton transport; peptidyl-lysine trimethylation. Gene Ontology annotation, molecular function: protein-lysine N-methyltransferase activity. NCBI's taxonomy places the organism in Eukaryota, Metazoa, Chordata, Actinopteri, Labriformes, Labridae. Gene Ontology annotation, cellular component: mitochondrion. The record is from RefSeq and is a predicted model, not a curated record.
GGGCGGGCUGUGGUGUGACAGAUCGCCCUUUUGACUGGAGGAUGUGCAGACUCAGUGCGCAGCCGCAGACCAGGGAGCGUGUCAGGUGACCGUUUGCAAUGGAGGACGCCAUUGAGGUGAUUCUGCAAGACGACAGCAAGGUCCUUCCUACCACCAGGUCUCAUCCUCUGGUGUCGGCCUGCACAGGCGUUGUGCUCACGGGACUGUACGGCGUCUGGAGCCUGUUUGCUCUGCCUGGCUUUCGCAGAAUCCCGUGGAACCUCAAGGUUCCUUAUUUGCCCUCCAGUAAAGAUCAGACACUGAACACUAUGAAGCUGCUUGAAGGACGAACCGGCCGAUUGGCAGAUCUGGGAUCAGGAGACGGAAGACUGGUGUUUGCAGCCUCUUCGGCUGGUUUCCGGUGCACAGGGUUUGAGAUUAACUCCAUUUUAGUGUCGUAUUCCAGGAACAAGGCGCGGUGGAGAGGACUCCCCUCAAGUCAGGCAACCUUUGUGAAAAAAGACUUCUGGAAGAUUGAUUUAUCGCCAUACAACAAUGUGACAGCUUUUCUUUCUCCAGAAGUGAUGGGGGUUCUCGGUGAGAAGCUGUUGAAAGAGCUUCCUGAUGAUGCCCGGGUCAUCGCUUGUCGUUUUCCUUUCCCUGACUGGCCGCGACAGUCCUCUGCCGGCUCAGGUCUCGACCAGACGUUUGCCUAUGAUAUAAGAAACGUGCGCUCCCACCUGAGGAAGUUGUCCAACACGGCGUGUGUGGAGUAAGUCGUGGUGUUGCUUAUAGAGUUUGUGUAUUUUAUUCUCUUCAGUUAGAAGCACUGAUCAGGGGUUGUCCUUUUUGAAAGAUGUCUCUGAACACUGAAGGGAUGAGAGGACUCUGACUAAGCCAGACAAGAUGUCAGGAUGAUUCUGACAUCACUCAGGCCCUGCACUAUACUGUAUGUUCAAUCUUUGCACUGCCAGAACACACUCAGCCUUUUUCAUGUUGCUCACAGCGUUCAUGUGAAUACCAACAUGCUCUGCUGUCUGGAAUAUGGCUUGGAUUUAAAAUGUCGAUCAAACAGCUCUUCCUCUCCAAAUACUUUAACUUCACAUCAGCUCUAAUAAACCUACUUUACUUUAGCCACAGAAGGGAUAGUGUGGGAAGUGUUGCAUUUCUUUGCCUUUAAAAGAUGUCCUCAGAUACCCCCAUGUUUAAAACUGUCACCUGGCCUCUGAGAGCCGUGGAAUAAACUUCUGUGUAGAGAAAAGGUUAUUUACUGUAAGAGCUGUGGUGAUGUGUGUAACCCAGAUUGUGUGUGUUUGACCGUUUUCUUCGUUUUAUCACAAAUAAAAUAACUUUCCAUG